Molecule: messenger RNA, 879 nt
Organism: Fulvia fulva
Lineage: Eukaryota; Fungi; Ascomycota; Dothideomycetes; Mycosphaerellales; Mycosphaerellaceae
Exons: 3
Coding region: 1-879 (292 amino acids)
Source: RefSeq, a predicted model, not a curated record
AUGAAGACCUUCGCCGCCCUUUCUGGCUUCGCAGCCAUCGCCGUGGCUGCACCGUUCCCAACAGGCUACGGUCUCCCAGCACCAAGCGGAGCACCAUAUCCAGCACACGGAACUGGCCUGCCUCCUCUUCCAUCAGCCGGCAUUCCUCACUUCCCCAUCAACGGCACUUAUGGCCCUCACCCAACUGGUCUGCCAUUCCCGCCAGAUGGCACUGGACUCCCUCUGCCAUCAGGCAGUUUUCCAGACUUCCCACCAAACAGCACUUUUGGACCGCAUCCGACUGGCGGCUACCAUCACUACCCGAUUCCAUACGGUACAGCACCACCACAGCCGCAGGCAACUGGAGUCUGUAAGCGCGAAGCUCAGCUUGGCGAGGGUCUAUCUUUGCACGGAGCAGCUGCGUCGACUAGCGGUCUCAGUGGAAAUUCUGGCCUGGGUUCCGGCUCCCAGCCAAGUGUGUCCCUCUCAACAGGAGGCAUUGCACAGCCGACAGGUCUCGGUACUGGGACCGGCGGCUUCUUAAGUCUCUCUUUGCCGACAGGCGGUGUCGCAGCGCCAACCGGACACGGACAUCAUGACUACGAAGGGCACGCUGCGCCAACGGGUCUGCCAGGUCAUGGAGCACCAUCGGUACCUGCUCCCUUUCCCACUAGCGUCACUGGCGGUGUAGCUCAGCCGACUGGCUUGUCGGAGGUGAAUGGUCAGCGUAGAUACAGUGGCAAGAUUAGUGCGCCUUGGAGAGUACGAAAGAUGCUGAAGAGGACGAGGAUGAAGGACUUCAUGUGCCAGCGACAGGAUUUAGCUUCGACCAACUUUGGAGACGCGAAGCAGAGCAAUCCCAUGCAGUCUUUCGAACAUCCCAUCCCCUCGCUCAACUAG